AUGUCGCUCUUCCUCUGUGCCACCGCCGUGAGCGGCUACACCCUCGGCGCCGGCGGCGCACUACAGGGCCGCGUUGCCACGCAGAGCCGCUUCUCGGAGGCCUCGCGCGUCGCUGCGGAGCCGCUGAUGGGCAUGUCCGUCGACCUGACCGGAAAGACGGCGUUUGUUGCUGGCGUGGCUGACUCCACCGGCUACGGAUGGGCCAUCUGCAAGGCGCUCGCCAACGCCGGCUGCAAGAUCACCGUCGGCACCUGGCCGCCCGUGCUCGGCAUCUUCCAAAAGUCGCUCGCCUCGGGCAAGUUUGACGAGGCCGCCGACAUGAUUCUGGACGACGGCUCCAAGAUGGUGAUUGAGAAGAUCUACCCUCUCGACGCUGUCUUCGACACCAAGGCGGACGUGCCCGAGGACGUCCUCUCCAACAAGCGGUACGCUGGCCUCGACGGCUUCUCCAUCGAGGAGACUGCCGAGGCUGUCAAGGCCGACUACGGCAAGAUCGACAUCCUGGUCCACUCCCUCGCCAACGGGCCCGAGGUGCAGAAGCCGCUGCUGGAGACGUCGCGCGCGGGCUACCUCGCCGCCGCCUCCGCCUCCUCGUACUCGCUCGUCUCGCUCGUGUCGAAGUUUGGGCCGAUCAUGAAUGAGGGCGGCUCGGUCCUCUCGCUCACGUACAUCGCUUCGGAGAAGGUGAUCCCGGGGUACGGCGGAGGCAUGUCCUCUGCCAAGGCGGCGCUCGAGAGCGACACGCGCGUGCUCGCGUGGGAGGCGGGCCGCAAGUACAACAUCGCCGUCAACACCAUCUCCGCCGGCCCGCUCAAGUCGCGCGCCGCUUCCGCCAUCUCCAAGAGCGACAAGAAGUCCUUCAUCGAGGUCGGCAUCGACUAUUGCAAGGCGAACGCGCCGCUCGCCAAGGACCUCUACUCGGACGACGUCGGCCAGACCGCGUGCUGCCUGCUCUCCCCGCUCUUCGGCGCCGUGACGGGCGUCACGCUCUACGUCGACAACGGCAUGCACGCGAUGGGCAUGAUUCAGGACAAGGCAGUCGCCCAGUGCCAGGACUGAGGGGCGCCGGCGGGGCGAGGCUUGACGAGAGGGCGCCGGCUCUCGGAGGGUGCAUGC
Emiliania huxleyi CCMP1516 is the source of this 1116-nucleotide messenger RNA. RefSeq lists its product as hypothetical. The transcript has 7 exons. Bases 1 to 1059 code for a protein of 352 amino acids. NCBI's taxonomy places the organism in Eukaryota, Haptophyta, Isochrysidales, Noelaerhabdaceae. Gene Ontology annotation, biological process: fatty acid biosynthetic process. The record is from RefSeq and is a predicted model, not a curated record. Gene Ontology annotation, molecular function: enoyl-[acyl-carrier-protein] reductase (NADH) activity.